CCUUUACUCCCAAAACGAUGACGAGCAGAGAUGAGAUCAGGAAGCUGCAAGAAUCACUGCCAAUCUAUGGACACCGGAAUGGGCUACUGGAUGCCAUAAGGGACAAUGACAUCCUGGUCAUCAUCGGAGAGACCGGAUCUGGAAAGACCACUCAACUACCCCGAUAUGUCAUUGAAGAGUUCAAAAACAUGCGUAUUGGUGUUACGCAGCCACGUCGAAUUGCAGCCAUUUCAGUCGCCAAACGUGUUGCGGAAGAAUACGAUUGCAGACUUGGAGACACGGUCGGAUACACCAUUCGGUUCGACGACAACACCUCGUCCAGGACACGGCUGAAAUAUAUGACAGAUGGCGUUCUUCUACGUGAGGCUACCAUGGACCCAUUGUUGGAGAAAUACGAUCUUUUGAUUAUUGAUGAGGCCCACGAAAGAACCGUCGAGACCGAUGUUCUUUUUGGGCUUCUAAAGCGAACAAAAGCGAAACGACCCAACCUGAAGCUGCUGAUCAUGAGCGCGACCCUCAACGUUGUACAGUUCUCGGAUUUUUUCAACGAGUGUCCUAUCUACUCCAUCCCAGGAAGAACUUUCCCAGUCGAUAUCCUUCACUCCAGAGAAACCAGCAAGCUUGGUGUAUUAAAGUCAGGCUAUGUAUCAAAGUCUGUCGAGACCGUGAUGCAUAUUCUCAAUAAAGAAGUGCGACCAGGAGAAGUGGGCGAUAUCCUGGUCUUUCUGACUGGACAACACGAGAUUGAACGCGCCUGUCAGGAUCUCAAAAAGGCAGUACAGGACAAGGAGAAGGAGUAUCGCCAAUCUUCAACAUCCUCGUCCACCGGAGACAGACCCAUCUCACUGGAUCAGCUUCAAAUCUUGCCGCUCUAUGCAUCAUUAGAACUCCUGGACCAGGGCAUGAUUUUUGGACCGGCGCCUCGGGGAAGCCGUAAAGUCAUCUUUGCCACCAAUAUUGCCCAGACCAGUGUCACGAUCCCCAACAUCCGAUUCGUGGUCGAUUCUGGGUUUGUCAAACAAAAGAUGUAUGAUCCUAUGACCGGAAUGGAUGCCCUCUUGGUCGUACCCAUCUCGAAGGCUACAGCGAUCCAGAGAGCCGGACGAGCUGGAAGGACGCGUGCGGGAAUCUGUUUUCGACUGUAUUCGAAAGAAUCUUUCGAGACGGAAAUGGAGCAGGAGACCGUGCCAGAGAUCAAGCGCACAGGACUGACAGGAACGGUACUGUCGUUGAAACGACUCGGCAUAUUGGAUGUCAACAGAUUUGAAUUUAUGGAUCGUCCUGGAGAGGACGAACUCAUGGCUGCUUUGCGCGAGCUAUUCCUGGUUGGAGCGAUUGACCAGUUCGGUCGUAUGACCGAAGUAGGACACGGAAUGGUGGCUUAUCCAGUGAACCCCCUCCUGGCCAGGUCGCUCGUGGAGGCCGAAAAGAUUGGAUGCCUGGACAAGGCUGUCACCAUUGUCGCCAUGCUCUCCGUAGAAGAACCGUUUUAUUUGCCACGAAAAGAGGAGGAACAGGAUGCAGCUCGUACCACUCAUUCUCAAUACUACCAUCACUCUGGCGAUCACGUUACGUUACUAAACGUCUAUGAAGCCUGGAGGGAUUCCGACUAUUCUAAAGACUGGUGCCACCACAACUAUUUCAAUAUUCGUCACCUUCGACUCGCAAGGAACAUUCGUUCUCAGCUGCGGGACAUCAUUAACCGCAACUCCCUUUACGACAAGGACGCUCAGAGCCAUACCGGCAGAGAUCAGAUGGACAAAGAUCGCUCUCCGGACAGAAACCCCAGGAAAGAUAGGCCCUCUGCAGCGUCGUCCCCAACACAGUCAUCCUCAUCAUCUCGAUCCAUUUUGCAGGCGUUCAGUCAAGGCUAUGGUAUCCAUUUAUCGAAGAAACAUCAUCACCGACAGAUGUUUUACCAUUACCUCGCAUCAACUUCUUCACCUUCUGCAGGUGCCGGCGGAGCACCGAUGAACUCUCUACUCGCACUUCAUGCCUCUCCUCUUUCGGCUUUAUAUCUGGAUGAAGAACGAUUAAUGACCAAGUACGGACGGAAAGUAGCGCGAGAUCUGGAGUGGAUUAUUUAUCACGAGCUCGUAUUCCACGUCAAAGCCGUGAUGCGCUACGCAAGCAAGAUUGACGUACGGUGGGUUCAGGAAACCCUAGAUCGGGCCAAGAUCUUUGAUCAGGGACAGGUCUGGUUGAACUGUGAGCGAUCCGAGGCACCGUCAGAUAGGGAAGUCGGUGAUGGAGAAACAAAGACCGUGCCAGGUCGUAUGAGAGAUUUGGGGAAGAACGAUGAUGAACAGGAAUUGGUUGAGCAGGCCCAGAAGCGUAUAAGGCUUGAGAUGGUAGAGGCAGCCAGAAGACGAGCGAUGGAGAGACGACAGAAUCGAUCAUAAAGCGU
Messenger RNA from Gamsiella multidivaricata, 2407 nucleotides. RefSeq names its product P-loop containing nucleoside triphosphate hydrolase protein. Lineage: Eukaryota; Fungi; Mortierellomycota; Mortierellomycetes; Mortierellales; Mortierellaceae. Gene Ontology annotation, cellular component: intracellular anatomical structure. The transcript has 5 exons. The record is from RefSeq and is a predicted model, not a curated record. The coding region runs from base 18 to 2402 and encodes 794 amino acids. Gene Ontology annotation, molecular function: RNA binding; ATP binding.